This is a messenger RNA of Portunus trituberculatus (swimming crab), 1655 nucleotides long. Its product is annotated as venom serine carboxypeptidase-like. Gene Ontology annotation, biological process: proteolysis. Gene Ontology annotation, molecular function: serine-type carboxypeptidase activity. NCBI's taxonomy places the organism in Eukaryota, Metazoa, Arthropoda, Malacostraca, Decapoda, Portunidae. The record is from RefSeq and is a predicted model, not a curated record.
AUGCUUGCAUCUGGAGAGUCUGGAGAGCCUAGUGUGGCGUGUAAAUGUUAUACAGCUCAGGAAGCCCGCAGUCUGAUCCGUGUGAGCCUCGGGGACAGCAGCGAAGUACUGAGUCACUCUGGUUACAUCAGCGUCAGCGAAGAAUACAACUCCAAUCUGUUCUUCUGGUUCUUCCCGGCACAGAAGGUGCCGCAAGAAGCCCCUCUGGUGGUGUGGCUGGAGGGCGGGUCGGGCACCUCCUCCCUGUUGAGCGUGUUCAACCAGCACGGCCCCUUCUUGGUGAACGAAGCCUUAACUCUGGCGCCGCGAGAAUACACUUGGAGCAGAGAACACAACAUGCUGUAUAUUGACGUUCCAGUAGGCGCUGGACUGAGCUUCACGGGGCACGUGCAGGGACACGCCAGGGACACUGCAGCUGUGGCGCGGGAGGUGCACGGCGCCCUCACUCAGUUCUUCAGUGUGUUCCCAGACUACAGAGGCAAUGACCUGUACGUGUCGGGGACGGGUGAGGCAGACAAGUACGCUGCGGCCCUUGCUGUCCACAUACACAGGGAGAACACAGAGGCGUCCCUAAGGAUUAACCUGAAGGGUGUGACGAUUGGCAAUGGCGCUCUGGACCCCUGCAGGCUGAGUGACCACGGGGAGCUCUUCUUCCACCUCAGCUUCUUCGAUGUGGAGGAGCGGGACCAUUUCCACCUGCAGACGCGCUUGCUGGAGUCCCUGGUGGAGGAGGGCAAGUGGGUGGAAGCAUAUGAACUCCGCCAAGCUCUCCUCGGCCGCGGCCCCGUCCAGAGCUACUUCGCCAUGAUCUCGGAGUUCCACAACCUGCACAACCUGAUGGAGGAACGGCCGGCGGAUAUGGACAAAUGGGAGCGGUUCCUUUCUCGCCCUGAAGUACGCCGCGCCUUGCAUGUGGGCCACCGCUCUAACGACCCGGCGGAGGUGAAGUCGUAUCUGCGGGAGGACACGAUGAAAAGUAUUGAGCCCUGGGUCGUGGAGCUGUUGGAAAAUAAGUAUCGUGUUCUACUGUACAACGGGCAGCUAGACCUCACCUUCCCCUACCACGCCACGGAGAACCUGGUGAACCGCAUGAACUGGACCAAAGUGGACCAGUAUUUCGAAAGUUCCCGAGUGCCUUGGAGUGUUGGGCAACGGGUGGCUGGGUUUGUGAAGGCGGAGGGCGGUUUGGUGCGUGUGCUGAUUCGCAACGCAGGAUACUUCACAGCCCUCGACCAGCUGCUGUGGACUCUUGACAUGAUGCACAGGUUCACCCACAGCAAGCCAUUCUUCUAAAGUGUUGUGGCUGUGGCUGAGACUGGUAGCGUCAUUCCCUUCUGUGGCAUCCGCUUUAAGACGCACCUCCGUUCCACUUCCUUGCGUCCAUGUCCCAGUUUCUUUUUUCCCGUCCUUUUCUGAAGCACCAAGGCUCCUUCACUACUUUACAAAGGCUCUAUAAGUGUAAUGACGUUUUAAAAGGCAUCGUUUUGUUUUCAGUAACAGGUUACCAAGAUUUUUACUCUAAACAGGAGAUACACUACCGUGAACCUUGCUAUUUGUCUUUGUGGCUUUAGAAAAUAGUUUAAGUUUAGAUAACACAAGUUUUUAAGUGUAUUUUUAUGUUUUUAGUGACAAAUUAACAAGGUUUUGUGUAUAUU